Messenger RNA from Pieris brassicae (large cabbage white), 3198 nucleotides. RefSeq lists its product as uncharacterized. The transcript has 10 exons. Lineage: Eukaryota; Metazoa; Arthropoda; Insecta; Lepidoptera; Pieridae. The record is from RefSeq and is a predicted model, not a curated record. The coding region runs from base 64 to 2397 and encodes 777 amino acids.
GAGACAACUGACAACUUCAGUUUGUAUUGUGAUGCCAGCGCAAGCAAUCGUGCGCAUGCAAUUAUGUUGAAGUUGCUUGUUUAUCUGUGUUUAUUUGGAUUGAGUUUAAACGCCGUGUCUGUUCUCAGUGCGGUGGACUACGAUUACGGCGAUUAUUAUGGUGAUGAAAGCAAACAGAUUCCUUUUAGUGACAAAGAACCAGAAAAACCUACCAUACAUAAAAUCAAACCCUUAGAUGAGAAUGAAGAUAUUUUUAAUGACGUAGAACUUUUUAAAAAUAACAAUGAAUUUGAUAAUGAGGCACAAUAUGAUAGUAUUGGAGAUUAUCAAAUUGAAGAUAAUAGAUCAGAAGAAGAUAUGAAAGAUAUAGCCGAACCACUAAAUAAAGACCAAAUUAAAUCAACAAAAGAAAAAGAUCAAUUGUAUAACGAUGGAUUUGAAGAAGAUAUAAAAAAUUACCUGCAUAAUACUAAACAAGAAACAUCAAAUAAAGAUAUUUUAGAUGAAACUAAAGCUAUUUUAAAGGAAGAUAGUGAUAAUAAUUUUGCAGAUGUUCCAGUAAAGAAUCCAAAAGAUAAUAUAGAAAACAUAGUUGCGGAAACAACCAAGUUGUUAGAAGAAACUGAUAAUAAUUUUGAUGAAAAUACAAAGCUAACCAAAGAAACAAUAACAAAAGUACCAAAUACAACAAACAAUACUUUUAAUGAUAUAAAAAAAUAUUUAUCUGAGUUGGAUUACGUUCGGAGUAAUCUAAAAGAAGAUUUUGAUACAGAGUUGAAUGCAGACACUAACCUGGGAUAUGAUUUAAGUGAAGAAAAAGCCGAUGACCAGGAUUAUCAGGAAAUAGGUGAUGACGAUUUAGACAGAAUAUUUUCUGAAGAAACAGAGGAAAAGGUGUAUGACGAUGAACGAUCAAGACAUGAUUAUCCCGAAGGUCAUCAAGAUGAACAAAUUUAUUACUCAAAUGAUGCUUUAUCUGCCCUUGAUUCUACACCAUCUGAAACUACAGUCUCCGAAGUUACUGAGAGAGAAAUAAUUGACUCGAGCAAUGUAGGUUCUUCUCUAUCCACGCAGCUUAAUGCGGCAACAAUUCCAUAUGCUGAAACGGAACUAAUAACUACUCAGUCAGUUGACCAUACUAAAGUCCUCAAUUUUAAAGAAAAUAAAUCUGAAUUACCAGAAUUUAAUGAACUGGAUUCCGAUGACCAAAGUAAAUUUAAUGAAAAAUAUCAAGCUGAACGCGCAGCUCAUUCAGAAGCCACAAACACUGUUCAAAUACAUUUAACUGUCAAUGAUAAUACUAUAGUGUCUUCUCCGAAUUACCCAAACUUCUACCCAGCAAACCAAAUCACUGAUUACGUGAUCACCGGAGUAGGACAAGGGAUAGAAAUGAACAUAACUGAUUUUGCUGUUAACAGCUUUAUAGGAGACUAUGUGCUUAUUAUACCAGGUGAAACUGAAGAAAAAGGUUCCGACGGCAUCCUGAUUAGUUACUCGUUACGAAAGGAACGUCGUUUCCAGUUCACUGACGUAGACCGGAUGUUUAUACGUUUCGAAGCAAAAGACGGCAUGCAGUUUCAACGGGGUUUCAAUAUAAGUCUCCGGAAUAUUAUGUCUCGACCAGACAUGGUAAGCCUCCCGGACCCUGAAGAAGAUAAAAUCUACUUUACAUCUAACGCGACUAUCACUGUGAAUCUUGGAGGAGUGAGCAUGAACGGUUUUAUUUCAAAAGAAGAGGACUUUAGAAGAAUUGUUGCCGAUAUGGCUACACUAUACAUCAACACUAAAGGAAUCGACUCAGGACUUAAUACGACAUUGGAAGUAACACGGAUCCUCAGCCGACGUCUCUGCUUUCACAAUUGGCCAGGCUCCGAUCUCUGUACUGAAAUCGUGUUUUCUGUUCCCUUGGUGUACGACAAUGAAACUCUGGAGACCAGGUUCACUAAGCAGGAUCUUAGAGAUAUGUGGGACAGUUAUUCGGGAAUAGAUCCCUUCGCUGUGCGCUUAGAGAGGAUGGGUAUUCGGGAGUUUUCAUAUCCAGAUAACGAAACCACACUUACUGUAUGGCUGGUGAUCGCCGCUGGAGUCAUCAUUUCGAUGGCCAUGCUUGCCUUUGCACUGUGGAGGUUUAGCUGCUUUGAAGAGUACACCAAGAUGCCUGCCUUCAGUGACACGGACAGCCUGCGAGACGAGAAACGAGUGUUGGACCUCUACCCAACUCCUCAUCAGACGCUGCCCCCUCUCUACUCGGACGACAAUAUCAAGUGGGCCGAUGACGUGUACAGUAAUAAAGACGUCGGCUUCUCCAACAAAAGCUACAUGCAGGAUAUCUAUGACAUGGACUCUGAUGACGAGGCACUCCGCGCACCCGAUAGGAGGUACACAACAGACGUGUAGCCGAGAUGUUACGAAAUCACUCUGGUGCCAUCAGUCCCCGUGAUAUUUACAAUGUGUGAAAUUUUUACCAAAUUAUUAUAGUUACUAUUUAAAUAAAAUCUAAGUGUCAGUUUAGACCCAUUAUUUUUAAAAUUUGUUUUAGCUCAUUGUGUACUUAUUGUACCUGAGUGCCAACGUAAUAUAUUAUAAAUAUAAAUAAAAGUACAAUUUUAAUUACAUUUCACUAUAACUAUAAUAUAAGAAAUAAUAGGUCUAAAAUACAUAUACAUAGUAUUUAUAAUAUCGAUUCCGUUACAUGCCUAAUGCAUUUUUGAAUCGUAAAAAAGUUGAAAAGUUUUAACUACGAUCAGUGAGAUAAAUUUUAUAAAAUCUAAAGCAAUAUUGUAUUGAAGUAUAAAGUUUAAAUAUAGAUAAUAUAACUAUUAAAUGUAAGCACAAUAGAUCAUGAGGGGAAGGGGAAAUAGGUUUCAAUAAAUGAAUCAUUAUAAAUGCUUGUAGUAUGGUAACACAACUCAUCCUUUAUAUUUUCAAGCUUAGACAAAAUUCUAGAUGGAUUUGACGAGACUAAACAGUGCCGAGUAACGCGUCAAUUUGACUAAGCUUCGCGUCGUUUACUAAGUUGGGGCAGAUGUCUGACAUUAUUCUCAACUUACGAAAUUUUAUAUAACACAAAAUCACAGAAUAAAAUGAUUUUAGUCCCCUCGAUUUAGGUGCUCAAAACAUAUUCCUAGAAUUAAGUUUUAUGUUUGAAACAAAAUCAAAAUAUGAAACUCAGCUGUUGUAAUUUAAAACAAAUUUUAC